AUGGCAAACAACUUGAACCUGAAUGUGGGUGAGGAUGACAUUGAGGAGCCCUUAGAGAUGGUUCCUGAGGAGAUGACUAAUGAGGAAUUCUUGGAACUGGAACAAGAAUGCAUAGCUGAAGAAGAGCUCUGGUUCCAUGAUGUCGUGGGCAUCGUUACUAGAAGGGUGCACUAUUUUUUAUCCUCCUUGAGAGGCACCUUUAGCAUAAGGCAGAAGGCCACGAAAGCGAGGGCCGAAGAGCCACGGAUAUUAUGCCUGUUCUCAGAGGCCUGUAGGAGGCGUUUACAAAGACUUGCUCUGGCCUACUUAGAUUUUUCAGGAAUUGAGUUUGAAAAUCAGAUACAGUCCAGUGGUGUGAUCAUCAUUAUUAAAUCCCUUCAGGUGGAUUUUGGGUUCCUCAAACAAUUGCUUCAAUUGAAGUUUGAGGACCGUCUUAAAGAGGAGUCUUUCAAUCUGUUCACUGCUCUAUAUGACAGGAUCCUAACAAUUGAAAAACAUUGUCAACAGAAUGAGGAUACCUUAAGAAAAUGCUAUAAUCAGCAGUUGGCCGACGCCAUAGCUGUCAUCAGAGGAAUGUACAAGGUGGGUUUUUAG
Messenger RNA from Hipposideros armiger (great roundleaf bat), 594 nucleotides. RefSeq names its product chromosome unknown C10orf67 homolog (gene CUNH10orf67). Lineage: Eukaryota; Metazoa; Chordata; Mammalia; Chiroptera; Hipposideridae. The record is from RefSeq and is a predicted model, not a curated record. Bases 1 to 594 code for a protein of 197 amino acids. The transcript is spliced from 5 exons.